Lodderomyces elongisporus is the source of this 2193-nucleotide messenger RNA. RefSeq names its product medium-chain fatty acid-CoA ligase faa2. Gene Ontology annotation, molecular function: long-chain fatty acid-CoA ligase activity. The record is from RefSeq and is a predicted model, not a curated record. The transcript has a single exon. NCBI's taxonomy places the organism in Eukaryota, Fungi, Ascomycota, Pichiomycetes, Serinales, Debaryomycetaceae. The coding region runs from base 1 to 2193 and encodes 730 amino acids. Gene Ontology annotation, cellular component: endoplasmic reticulum; membrane. Gene Ontology annotation, biological process: long-chain fatty acid metabolic process.
AUGGCCUACUUAAUCGAGAGCCUGCCUCAGGAUGUAUUAAAAUUACUCAAGGAUAAUCUCCCAAUCCCACCACCGCAAAUAAAUGAAGCCAUUGAAGUUGCCAACUCGCAGCAAGUUGGCCACUCGGCCGUCUACAGAAACAUUUAUUGUCCCGACAAGUUAGUUUCCAGUCUCCACCCAUCAUUAGACACAUUAUACAAAUUGUUUGAGUUUGGUUGCACAUUUAAUGGCGAAAAGCCAGCCUUGGGUUUAAGAGAGCAAAUUAAACACCCAGAUGGCUCAACAACUUUUGGCAAGUACAAGUGGCAAACUUACAAUACCAUUAAGCAAAGAAGAAACAAUUUGGGCUCGGGAAUAUUCUUCAUCUUGGAAAAUAACCCAUACUUAACUCAAAGCGAAUCGCAUCAACGAAUCAAAUACGACCCGACAAGAAAGCCAGAGGACGAGACAUUUGUUAUUGCCAUAUUCAGCCACAAUCGACCAGAAUGGGCUCUAUGUGAUUUGGCCUCAGUUGCUUAUUCGAUUACAAACACUGCAUUGUAUGACACUUUGGGACCAGGAACUACCAAUUACAUUUUGGGGUUGACUGAAGCACCAGUAGUGAUUUGCUCCAAGGAGAAAAUCAAGACUUUGAUUGGCUUGAAAAGGGACGACCCUCAAGGAUUGGCCAAUUUGAUUGCCAUUGUUUCGAUGGACAAGUUGAGCUCUGAAGACAUUGAGGAUACUGCCUUGGUGAAAGCAGCAAAUGAAAACAAAAUUUCUCUUUUCGAUAUAGACCAAGUGGAGAGACUAGGUGCAAUCAAUCCACUUGAUCCCAUACCGCCAGUGCCAAAGACUAAAUUUACCAUCUCUUUUACUUCAGGAACUACUGGUGCCAACCCCAAAGGUGUUAUCUUGACCAACGAAAACGCAAUAUGUGCGGUUUCAUUUCGUUGCAUGAGAAGCUUUAGUCCUGAUGACCGCUAUGUCGUUUAUUCCUUUUUGCCCAUGGCUCACAUUUACGAGCGUGCAAAUAUCCAAUCAAAUCUUGCAACUGGUGCAGCUAUUGGUUUUCCCCAAGGAAGACUGCCAGCAACAUUGUUUGACGAUAUUAGAGAGUUGCAGCCCACGGUUCUUGCAUUGGUGCCACGUGUCUUGACGAGAUUAGAGGCGGCUAUAAAGGCACAAACAAUUAAUCUGAACAAUUCUUGGGUCAAGUACAUCUUUACCAAGGCAAUUGACGAAAAAAUGAGGUUGCAAGCUGAGCCUAAUAAAGAAGAUAUCAACCCCACGCACAUUAUAUAUGAUAGAGUACUUGAUAAGUUGAGACACAAAUUGGGUAUGGGGAGUGUCACAAACAUCACUACUGGAUCGUCGCCAAUUAGUCCCGACACGAUCAAGUUCAUAAAGGCGGCACUCAACUUGGGUGUCUCAAAUGGUUAUGGCUCUACAGAAUCGUUUGCUGGGUUCCUUGGUAGUUUUAGAUUUGAUAACGAUCCAGGUUCCAUUGGCCCUAUUGGUCCCACAACUGAGUGUAGACUAAAGGAUCUUCCAGAGAUGGGAUAUACUUCCAAAGAUGCUGGAGGACCACGUGGUGAAUUAUUGUUGCGUGGUCCACAGAUAUUCCAAGGGUAUUAUAAAAACCCCGAAGCAACUUCCGAAGCAUUUGAUGAGGAAGGUUGGUUCCUCACUGGCGAUGUUGCCAAAAUCGAUCCCACACAUGGGAACAGAAUGUUUAUCAUUGAUAGAGUCAAGAACUUCUUUAAGAUGGCGCAGGGUGAGUUUAUCACACCCGAAAGGAUCGAAAACACCUAUCUCUCUGCCUUUCCAUUUAUCCAACAGAUAUUUGUUCAUGGAAACUCACUUGAAUCGUACCUCGUUGGUGUUGUUGGCUUAGACCCCACAACUAUUGGCAAUUAUAUCAAGUCUCGUUUUGGAGAUGAAAUAGUCGACCAAAAAGAUAUUGUUGCAUUUUUCAAUGAGCCAAAAAAUAAAAAGAUUUUUUUGCAAGAUUUGAACAACUCGACCAAAAAUAGUCUACAGGGAUUUGAAAAAGUGCAUAAUGUCGACAUCUCAUUUGAUCCAUUGACUGUUCAGCGUGGAGUAGUGACACCCACUUUGAAGAUUAGGAGACCCAUAUGUGCCAAAUUCUUUAAAGAUACGUUGGAAAGAUUGUAUAGCGAGGGCUCGAUAUUGCGCGAAGGCAAGUUGUAG